AUGUUGUGGCUGUCACCUACGAGCGAUGAUAUCCACCAUCACUUCAAUUUCGGCCCGGCGGACACUGCAGGUGAGGACCGUUACGUAUGGCGUCAUGGAGAUGAUGAUUACAAGCCAUGUUUCUCUAGUAUGCAAACAUGGCAGCAGGUUAGAGUCCAACACCCUACGGUCGCUUGGAGCAAGAUUGUAUGGUUUCCACAUGCCAUUACUCGGUUCUCAUUCAUUACUUGGCUAGCACUCAAUGAUAGAUUAUCUACGGGAGCUAGGAGUAGAGCAUGGGGCUGUAUUCAACCGUGUCUUCUGUGUAGGGAACCAGACGAGACCAGAGACCAACUGUUCUUUGCGUGUCCCUACUCGUUCACAGUCUGGAUUAAUCUAGUCGGAUACCUUCUGGGACCUCGCGUGAACCCGGACUGGUCUCUCACCAUAACAUCUCUUCUAUCUACUCGGCGUAAGGAGAUUGAUACCGAUCUCCUGAAACUUGCUUUCCAGGCUACCAUCUACAACUUAUGGAGGGAGAGAAACAGCAGAAGGCAUCAUGGUCACCCGCAAAGUGCAGGACAGUUAGUUCGUGUUAUUGAUAACUGA
Brassica oleracea var. oleracea is the source of this 588-nucleotide messenger RNA. RefSeq lists its product as uncharacterized. The transcript has a single exon. NCBI's taxonomy places the organism in Eukaryota, Viridiplantae, Streptophyta, Magnoliopsida, Brassicales, Brassicaceae. The record is from RefSeq and is a predicted model, not a curated record. Bases 1 to 588 code for a protein of 195 amino acids.